AUGGGAAAUAAAGAUGAUUUAACAAUUUACAACAUCAGUGAUAAUUUGAAGGAAAGAUUACAGGGCGGAUUUCGAUGGAACUUGACAGAUGAACUCCUGAAGAGGCUGGAAUCCGGAGAAAAAAACACAAAGGAUCUGCUGGCUGUGAACGAGUGGUUCAAAGAGGAGCUAGAGACGAUUGUUAGUUCAAGGAACGCCAAAAAACUCGAUCCAACUAGCGUCAAACUUGCCAAAAGUAUCCUGGACUUAAUUUAUCUCAGGUCGGUAUUUGACCUUGAUAGCCAGCAAAUCUUCAUCUAUACCGCCCCGUACGUUCAAGACAGAACAUACAAACUCCUUAAAGGCUCAGAAGUCAAUAAUAAAUCAAACUUUUCACUCGAAAUAAAUUAUUACAGUAUUAAUAGAUUUUUAAUAGAUGUUUGUAUGAGCUUUGAGUAUUAUAAGUGCAAUAAUUCGACUCCGAAUAUAGUUGAGGAUUGUAUAAACUCUAAGAUCAUUCGAUUUUCAAACCUUUUCACCAAUUUCUGUAAAUAUAAGGGCAUUAAUUGUGAUCUCAAGCCCUUACGUAACAAUAGUGACUGCGAGGUUACUGUGUAUGGUAGAAUUGGAUCUGAAGCUGAAGGUCCAAUUGAUCAACUUAACGUUACUUUACAAGGUACUCCUAAAUACACUAGUGCUUCCUAG
Molecule: messenger RNA, 684 nt
Organism: Theileria annulata
Lineage: Eukaryota; Apicomplexa; Aconoidasida; Piroplasmida; Theileriidae
Exons: 4
Coding region: 1-684 (227 amino acids)
Source: RefSeq, a predicted model, not a curated record